AUGUCCGAUAACCAUACCUCCGAAAAGGCCCUCCUUGGCCUCAAGAUGGCCCAACAAUAUCUAGGAGAGAAACUUUUGACAGCUUUACGCAAAGAUACUCGGUCUGAUCUCUUUACCAAGACCUUGGAAGAGUACACGGCAGAGGUCACCCUCUCAAGUUAUGCUCGGCCAGGUUUAUCCUUUCGAGAGAGGAACUUGAUGAACAUUGCAAUGUUUGUAGCGCUCAACCGACCACAUGAGCUGCGUAUCAACCUGCAAUCCGCUGUUCAUAAUGGCCUGUCGAAGGAACAGAUCUGUGAGGCUAUCAGGCAUGCAACGCUUUACUGUGGUAUGGCUGCCGGAAGGGACGCCUUUUUGUUGGCCAGCGAAGUCUUCGGUGUAUCAAAGAUAGAAGCAAACUAG
Molecule: messenger RNA, 402 nt
Organism: Penicillium samsonianum
Lineage: Eukaryota; Fungi; Ascomycota; Eurotiomycetes; Eurotiales; Aspergillaceae
Product: carboxymuconolactone decarboxylase family protein
Exons: 2
Coding region: 1-402 (133 amino acids)
Molecular function (GO): peroxiredoxin activity
Source: RefSeq, a predicted model, not a curated record